Molecule: messenger RNA, 3697 nt
Organism: Gadus chalcogrammus (walleye pollock)
Lineage: Eukaryota; Metazoa; Chordata; Actinopteri; Gadiformes; Gadidae
Product: interferon-induced, double-stranded RNA-activated protein kinase-like
Exons: 17
Coding region: 794-2782 (662 amino acids)
Biological process (GO): protein phosphorylation
Molecular function (GO): double-stranded RNA binding; protein kinase activity; ATP binding
Source: RefSeq, a predicted model, not a curated record
UGCGCGGGUUCACAUUGCAAGCAAUGUGUUUACAGUCUGUAAUUUUCCUGCUGUUACUUCGAAGUUUAACUUGUUAAAAGUAUUUUAUUUACCGUAAAAAGUACUCGGUUUCCUUUUGAUAAAAAUCCAGAAGCCGUGUAUCCGCAAGAAUGGAACUCCGCCGAGUUAAUGAACAUUGGUGAACGAGACGGCUGCUUUUCUGGUUCCUCAGUUGCCUUUCCCAGUGGCUCGUCAGGAGCCGUCGCCAUCUUUUGAAUGACCCGAGGAUUACAGGCAAAACCAUUUAAAUCACCAGCUCUAUAAUAUUGUUUUGCUGGCCAGCACUUUACUUUACUUUAUUACUUUUUCUUGUUGCUAAAGACAAUACAAGGACACUUGAAGACUUAUUCUAUUUUUUUGGAUAACAAGACCGUUCGGUAUUUAGUUUGUUUAUGGACUGAGAAAGACCAUACGUUGUUGUUGUUGUUGUUGUUGUUGUUGUUGUUGUUGUUGUUGUUGUUGUUGUUGUUUUUGAGACAUUUGAGUAUUUUGUUUAACGUCCUAAAAAAAGGAAAUGUAUGUUAUUUUCGUAUUCCAAUUGUUAACCAAAACAUAAUUUAAUUUCCAUGUGCUUUAAAGAUACUGUUAUAUGGUGUAUCCGAUUUCCAUUAUGAUGAAGAAGAUGCGUUUCAGUCCAGCAAUUGUUGAGUAAAUCUGGAUGAUAGUACACUGCUAUCACAAACCCAAGUAAAUUCUGUUUAUUGGUUACACAUGCAUGAGCACAUACACUUAGGAUAGUUUGUCAUACCACGCCAUGGAAUCAAUCAACUACAUCGCUAAACUCAAUGAGUAUGUGCAGAAAAGUGGCUGUGAGUUGAAGUACGACGUGGGUUCCGAAGGCCCUGCUCAUAUUAAAACUUUUGCUCAAACGGUGAUAUUAAACGGCAAACCAUACCCAGAGGGCGUUGGAAAAACCAAGAAGGAGGCCCGGCAAAAUGCAGCCAAACACGCUUUAGAGAGCGUUUUGGAGACAGACUCAGACCACUCCCAUGUCUCGGGGUGGUCCAUGAGGGACGCUACAGAGCCAAUUAAUCAGGCAAGGCUCACCCAACCCAACUACAAAUGUUGGCUCUACGAGCACAGUCAGAAGAACCGGGUUCGUAUACGGGCACUGGAGUCCACCGCGAUGGAACUAGGCCACACUAAACAUUGUUGUAAGUUUGUGCUUGACGGUACGGAGUACCCGUCUGGCUCUGGGAGAACGAAGAAGGAUGCAAAGGAGGAAGCAGCCAGGCUUGCAUAUGAGGAGAUAUGUAGAAAUCCACCAUCAAAUACCGUAGAUCAGAGUGGCAGUGUUGAGCCAUCGAGUCCUCAAACAAAUGAAUUGAAUCAAGACAUGUCGGAGGCAAUUGGUUCACCUGCAAAUAUGGAGGUGAGCCUCGGAGAGCUUUCUGGCUUGACUGAGUUUACAUACUUAGGACUGUACAGCCAGCAUCAGCAGGAGAACAUGUGCAAUGUGGACUUAUUGGUGAAAAGAUGUGGUCCUGCACACUGCCCUCAGGAGGUUAUUGGCGGUAGGGAGUACCCUGAAGUCAAGGGGAAGACUGCAAAGGAGGCCAGAAAAAGGACGGCAAAGGAGGCCUGGCCUGUGCUCCAAGAGCUGUCAGACUGGGACAGCAAGGCAAAUGGGAAGUCUGCCAAAUCAGAAGAGGAUGGCACAAAUAAUAAAGCAACAUCAGACACGGCAUCCUCCGCAUCUGGUAGCUGGAUUCAGUCCAGCAAUUCCUCUGCACCUCCCAAGGAAGAAAAAUUGGGUAUCAAGGCUAAAAUUAAACUUGGAGAGAAAUUCAAAAAAGAACCAUCCGAUACACCAAGAGGUCCAACUACUUCUAAGUUCUUAACAGAAUACGACAAUUUUGAGUGUAUUGGGCAAGGGGGCUAUGGUCACGUUCACAAGGCAAGGAUGAAACACUUGGAUACGUAUUACGCGGUCAAGAUGGUGCUCAAUGAAGAGAAUGCUCUGCGCGAGGCAAAGAUUUUAGCAAAGCUACAGCAUCCUAAUAUCGUUCGAUAUUACACCUCCUGGACUGAGGAUCAGGAAAACAUUCCUCCCAACUGUAAAUGUCUCAGGACUUCCCAGUCAAGCAGCGAUACGUCCGGGACUUUCCUGUGCAUCCAAAUGGAGCUGUGUGAAAUGAAGGAUCUGUAUGAGUGGAUACAGGAGAAGAACUCAUUGCAUCAGGAUCCCACUCGGAGGAAGGAGAGUUUAGACAUCAUGAAGAAGAUAAUAUGUGGUGUGGAAUACAUCCACUCCAAGAAUCUAAUGCACCGGGACCUAAAGCCCUCUAACAUUAUGGUUGGAUCGGAUGGAGAGGUGAAGAUCGUGGAUUUUGGUCAGGUGACGGCAGAGAGUGACGAGGAAGGCAACGUGUUGGAGAAAACGAUGGGCACGGGCACUAGGUCGUUUAUGCCGCCUGAACAAAGGUACAAAAACGUAUACAACAAUAAGGUGGAUAUAUUUGCAUCCGGCUUGGUAUAUUUUUUGAUGCUGUGGAAUUUCUCCGUUCAUGAAAAGAGUAAAUGUUGGGAUGACAUCAGAAAACAAAAAUUUCCAGCAGACUUCACACUGUCAUUUCCUAAAGAGUCAUUUCUAAUUACAUCAAUGCUACAUGAAAAUCCUGAAUCCCGACCCUCUGCUGAGGAGAUAAUGGCUAAGCUGGAGCGGUUGGAUCUUCCCACAGCGAGACCGAUCAGAACCAAUUGGGCGGACAAGGCCUGGUCAUCAGCGCCCUAUUCUUAUUAAUCUAUUAAACUGCACUAUGUAACUUUGUCACUCUGACGGCGGAGGAGAAACAUGGAGCCGUUUUAUGUAACCCACUAAGAUGUCCACUUCUUACUUUAUUUUUUUUAUUUUAUUCUAUGUCAUAUGUAAUUUUCUAUUUUUUAUAAUCUUUUCUUCUAUGCUUCUAAUUUAAAGUGGUCCCAACUUUAUUUUAAACAAAAAAAAUGUUUUUACACAGUUUGGUCAUUAGCUGUGUUCGAAAUCGUUCACUAAUCCCUAUAUAGUGUUCAUGAUAUAGUGCACUAAAUAGGGAACGAACAAACGAGAAUUCGGACACUACGCUGAACAUUUCUAAACGUCAUUUGCGUCAGUAAAUGCGCCGGGUAUUUGUGUGACGCAGACAGACGCGCCCAAAUUAUGUAAACAAACGGGCACUCACGAGGUAACCUGGAGGUAGUAUUGAUGUUAAAUGUUACGUUUCCUUGAUCAAGGUUUUUUUUAAAUAAAUUUUGAAUGUUACAUUUUCAAUGUUAAAUCCCAAAUAAAUUGACAUUUCUAAAAGAAGGCCGGUGAUCAUUAAAAGUAUUCUUUUUCGCGGUUAUUCCGCCUCUUCUCCGGAAAAACACGACCUCAUUGCAUUGUGGUAUACGGGAGUAACAUGUAUAGUACAUCGUGUGUACACUCGAAUGCUCAAAUUUUGGGUAUUUUAAGUGCACUAUAUAGUGCAUGAAAUUAACCACUGAGUAUUCAAACAUUUGAAGGAGCCUUUGGGACAGCCUUGACGCGUCGCAGUGACGCAAUUGCCCUUCGAAGGAUUCGUCCCCUGAAUUGAGUAGCAGCCGAUAUAUUAGUUGCUUUAGAGCCUGCUGUUAUGACAUAGGGUUUCGCGCAUUCAUGUCAGACCUGCUGAACAAAGGCUACGCAAUGGAAGUUCCU